Messenger RNA from Gambusia affinis (western mosquitofish), 14466 nucleotides. It is a transcript of the gene dab2ipb, whose product is annotated as DAB2 interacting protein b. Gene Ontology annotation, biological process: regulation of GTPase activity. The coding region runs from base 2994 to 6206 and encodes 1070 amino acids. The record is from RefSeq and is a predicted model, not a curated record. Lineage: Eukaryota; Metazoa; Chordata; Actinopteri; Cyprinodontiformes; Poeciliidae. The transcript is spliced from 15 exons.
UUCUAAAAUGUUUUAGGAGAAUUUUACAGAUACUUCUAAAUCAGCUGUGUCAAACUCAUUUUUAUUUUGGGCCAAAUCAAGAUCAUGAAUGCUCUUUAAGGGCCAGCAGUGCCAGAGUCCUAUUGAUAAAAUCUGUUCACAAACUGUUAAAAUAUCAAUUAAUUCUUAAAAUUUAAUAAUAAUACUGAACAUCUUUUCAGUUCCUUCGGGAUUUUGUGAUAGGUUUUGGAAUUUCUUGCUAUAAAAAUCAAAGUGUUUGUGGUACUAAUUUGGAAAUAUUUGUGAUAUUUAUUUAUGACCGUAAAUGUGACUUUUUAAUCUUCGCUGUAUAGAUCAUGAACUAUAAUCUGACAUCAAUUAAGACUGAAUCAGCUGUUUAGUACAAGUAAAAUUUUUGAGAAAAAUCUGAUUAAAAGCCACCCAAUUAUUAGUUGGUCCCAAUUAUUAGUGCAAAAAAGUGCAAGAAUUUGUUUCUUUUGCGUGAAUUUCCACAGUAAUUUUCAAGAAACUGGAGGGACUGGUUGAUAUAAUUUAGCAGUGAACGGAUGACAACUGAACAGAUUUGAUUGAAAACAUUAAAUUUAAUCACACUUAGUGUUUAGACGAGAAUCUAGAGGGCCACAUAAAAAGCUACAGUGGGCCGAAUUUGGCCCACGGGCCUCGAGUUUGACACAUUUUAAAUAAUUCCAUAUUUAAAAAUCAUGGCAGGUUUAUUGUAGUUAGUUUGUUUUUGGCCCAUGUGUAAUUAAACUCCAGGCAGCUGGAGUUUAAUUACCGUACUUCCAUUAUUUCUGCUCAGAGGCAAAGUUGAUUUGACUUGAAAUUAGCAGAAUUUCUUGAAAAAGACGGAAAAAUGGCAAAUGUUCUUAACUCAGAAAUGUAGGAGUCAAAGUUUCUUAUUUUCGCGUCUCGCUCCACAUAGCUUCCCCUCUGGGUUGGUUGAGACGGAUUCUGAAGUCGCAGCUACAUCUCACCUCACAGACUCCUCUCCUGUCUCCUUCAUUUACAUAAUACAAGAUUUACAUAAGGAGAGAUAAGACUUGCAAAACUUUUAUUCCCCCUCCAUGACUGACACGGUCUAUUAAACUAACUGACAUUCUUGUCCCCUAUCGGACCAAGAGAGCGCUGAAGUGCCUGUUCGCUGCACUCAGAAUUAGAAAUGAAAAGAUGGAUGCUGCCAUAAAAGAUAGGGAACAAGAGAGACGAGACACUUAAAAAAAAAAAAAAAAAAAGGGAUAAAAAAAGACUGUUCUGCCAUCGGUGUCAUUGAAAGAUAGACUGUGUCCUGGUCAGAUGCUCACAUGUUUAAGUUAAAGAAAUCCCAAAGUUAAUAAAUUAUAAUUUUGAUGGCAAUUAGAAAAAAGCACAAUGAGAGAAUUUAUAUUUUUAAACAAAAUGAUGCUCAUCAACAGUGGAGCACAGCUGCUGAAGGUUGAUAUUAAAUAUGGUAAGAUUUUUCUUUUUUUGAAAUCAGCUUUUGCUUCAACUUGCUUUAAAAACAUAAGUGUUACAUCAUAUAUAUCCUUUUCCUCUGAAUUGAAUGCAAGUUGAGCUUGGUGGGUUUAAAUCUUGAGAUUAUUUCACUUAUUGCUUCUUUAGAUCCUUUCAAUGUCAAAUCUCAAGAGAUGAUGAUUGAGUUUAGCAGCUGCAGCAGCUUGAAUUGGCCUAUUCCAGGUGCAGCUAAUUUGGCUGAUAAAAGUGGGGCGGUGGUAUUUAAUUGGUUUCAGUGUGGGGAGGGCGUAGCUGUAGGCUUCUGUAAUUGGAUUAAGGAAACCUGAAAGAAUUUUCCGUUCUUGAUUCUACACUAAUAAGAUGACAGAAUAGAAGAGAGGGAAACAGCUCAAAAUGGUGUGUGUGUGUGUGUCCAGCUGGCUGAAGGAUUAAAGACAUAGCCACACAUUUUUCUUUUUCAGUACUUUCUGUAUGUCAUUCUUAUGGCGCGUUCAAAGCAAACGCGCUUUGUGCGUCUGGUUUAUAUUCAAAGUCUAUGUGGAGGUGCAUCGAGGGUUCGUUGCAGCACAUCUAGAGCAGCACAAUUUGAAACGUUUUGAGAAUGACAGGUAGGUCAGCAACGGAAAACAACUAGAGAGAUUUUGACGCAUCUGAUGAGCCCUCGGCGUGCCUACAUGUAGGCUUUGGAUGUAAAAAAAAUUUCAUUUUUUUAAAGAAAACAUUUUUUUUUGUAAAACAUUUUCAAAUCCAUGUAUUCUUUUCCUUUCUAUUCACAAUUAGACUUCAGUCUCCUAUUAGCAGAGUGAAGCUGCUGGUUGUAAUGUGAUAAAAAUGACUUGUGGCUUGAAAUGUUGAGGUGUUUUUUUGUUGUUUGAAAAGGAAGCAGGUGUCCAUUGCACUUUGCACAAUUUGUUAAUUUCACACCAGAAAUGCGUCAGCGACAGCUGCUACUGUUUUAAGAACAAGAACGGUAAAGUCGGUGUUUAGGUCCGAGCAUAUCCUGUUGUGUGGUCAUCCAACUCGCACAGGGUCUGGUGUGUAUGUGUCAUGUGUUUGUGGGAGGGGAAGAAGAAGAAGAAGUAAGGGUGAUGUCAUAUUUGAUGACUUCAUUUCAGAUGUGCCAGGGAGUAUGAGAGCAUUGCACUGCCCUUUUCUUAUCAGGGUGCCCUGCCCUGUCGUUCAUCCUCCCAAUGCCAGCCCUGCCAGUCCUGUACUUCCAGAAAUAGACUCAAGCUUCCCUCUAACUCCCCUGCCAGCCCACCAAUCUGAUCUCAAAACCCUCCCACUUACAUUCCAGUCUCGCCGAUAUCAAGCCUGUGGCUGACUUCAUUGGCUAAGUUACUUUGCCAGAGCUUGAGACCAAACAGUCUCUCAGCUGACCUGUUCAUAUUUCGGCAUGGUUGGCAACACAUGUGCCUCCCUCAUCCUCCCACCGACAGCGGUGACAACAGCAAAGAGGAAACACCUCACAGCACAGCCAACAGGACGUGGAACACACACCCUCGCUCCCACUGGAGCCACGCUGGAGGGGAUCGCAUUUGAUGCCAAGACUGAAGGAGUCUCGCUCCCAUGAAUCACUGCUCAGCCCCAGUAGCGCCGUGGAAGCCCUGGACUUAAGCAUGGAGGACGAGGUCAUCAUCAAACCUGUGCACAGCAGCAUCCUCGGCCAGGACUACUGCUUCGAGGUCACCACCUCCACAGGAAGCAAAUGUUUUUCCUGCCGUUCGGCGGCCGAGAGAGACAAAUGGAUGGAGAAUCUGAGGAGAGCCGUGCAGCCGAACAAGGACAACAGUCGGCGGGUGGAAAACAUGCUGAGGCUGUGGAUCAUCGAGGCCAAGGACCUGCCGGCCAAAAAGAAAUACUUCUGCGAGCUGUUCCUCGAUGACUCACUGUACGCUCGCACCACCUGCAAGCUCAAGACCGACAACCUGUUCUGGGGGGAGCACUUCGAGUUCAGCAACCUGCCCGGCGUCCGGAGCAUCGCGGCGCACCUCUACAAGGACACGGACAAGAAGAAGAAGAAGGACAAAAACAACUACAUCGGCCUCGUCAGCAUCCCCGUCCUGGCCGUCACCGGGCGGCAGUUUGUGGAGAAGUGGUACCCGGUCAGCACGCCCACCCCGCCCAAGGGUAAGACGUCGGGCCCCAUGAUCCGGAUCAAGGCCCGCUAUCAGAGCAUGAACAUCCUCCCGAUGGAGAUGUACAAGGAGUUUGCGGAGUACACCACCAACAACUACAUGAUGCUGUGCUCGGUGCUGGAGCCGGCCAUCAGCGUCAAGAACAAGGAGGAGGUGGCGUGCGCGCUGGUGCACAUCCUUCAGAGCACUGGCAAGGCGAAGGAUUUCCUCACAGAUCUGAUGAUGUCUGAGGUGGACCGCUGUGGGGAGAACGAGCACCUCAUCUUCAGGGAAAACACUCUAGCCACGAAGGCCAUCGAGGAGUACCUGAAGCUGGUUGGUCAGAAGUACCUGCAGGACGCCCUCGGUGAAUUUAUUAAGGCUCUGUACGAGUCGGAUGAAAACUGCGAGGUGGAUCCAUCCAAGUGUUCCUCUGGUGACCUGCCAGAGCACCAGAGCAACCUGAAGAUGUGCUGUGAGCUGGCCUUCUGCAAAAUCAUCAACUCAUACUGUGUUUUUCCACGAGAACUGAAAGAAGUCUUUGCGUCGUGGCGGCAAGAGUGCAGUAGCCGGGGUCGGCCGGACAUCAGCGAGCGGCUGAUCAGCGCCUCGCUGUUCCUGCGCUUCCUCUGCCCGGCCAUCAUGUCGCCGUCACUUUUCCACCUCAUGCAGGAGUACCCCGACGACCGCACGGCGCGCACGCUCACUCUGAUCGCCAAAGUCACGCAAAACCUGGCCAACUUCACCAAAUUUGGAAACAAGGAGGAGUACAUGUCUUUCAUGAACCAGUUCCUGGAGCACGAGUGGACCAACAUGCAGCGUUUCUUGUUGGAAAUCUCCAACCCCGAGACAAUCUCAAACACGGCCGGCUUUGAAGGUUACAUCGACCUCGGCCGGGAGCUCUCGACCCUGCACUCGCUUCUGUCGGAGGUGGUCUCCCAGAUGGACCAGAGCAUGGCCUCAAAGCUGAGUCCUCUGCCCAGGAUCCUCCGAGAGGUGAACACGGCUCUUUCUAACCCGUCCUGCGUCCAGAUGGCCCCCGGGCCGCCGUCGGAGCCCUCGGGUUCCCCUCCCGCCGAGGCCGGCUGCAGCAUUUCCACCGGGCUGCAGAAGAUGGUCAUAGACAAUGAGCUAUCGGGAUUGGUCGACUUCACCCGGUUACCUUCUCCCACUCCGGAAAAUAAGGACAUCUUCUUUGUGACGAGGAGCUCGGGUAUCCAGCCUUCGCCUGCUCGCAGUUCGAGCUACUCUGAGACUAAUGAGCCCGAGCUGGGCAUGUCCAACGGCAACAAAAGUUUAUCCAUGGUGGACCUGCAGGACCCCCGCAAUCUGGACGCUGGGACACCUCAAAGCCCUUCGGAUGCUCUGGGUGAGAGCCAAGCUUCUGGCGGGGGCUGGCCCGCCAGAGUCUCUCAGGGAAACAUCCCAGGCGGUCCUACCAUGAGGAGGCCGGGUCAGGCCCCCGUCACCCCAAACACGGACAGCACUCCCGGCCGACCCGCCCAGUUACUUGCCCCGCUGUCCUUCCAGAACCCAGUUUACCAGAUGGCGGCUUGCUUGCCAGUGUCUCCUCGAGGAAUGACUGAUUCGGGGUCAGAGUGCCACAGUUCAGUUAGUUCCCAUAGCAACAAUGAGGACGGACCAGCAGGAGGGAAGCAAGCCUUUAUGAACCAUAGUGGUGGCGGCGGCGGCGGAGGAGGAGGAGGCGGGGGAAGCAGCGGCGACGAGUACACCCGGCGUUCUGGGGAGUUCAACCGUCGGCAACUGUCGCUAACGGAGACCCCGCAUCAGCCCACCGUCCCGAGACAGAACAGCUCCGGACCCCAGAGGAGGAUAGACCAGCCUCCCCCCCAGAGCGUCACGCGGGGCCGUACCCCGCCGAAUCUGCUCAGCAGCGGCCCGUACCCUCGCCCCACCUCUGGCGGCAUGAUGACGUCGUCGCCCGACUGGCCGGCCAGCGGCGCUCGUUUGCGGCAGCAGUCGUCCUCCUCUAAAAGCGACAGUCCCGAGACCAAACAGAGAGCUCAGCACAAACAGGCCCCCUCCCCAGUGAACCCCAGUGCGCUGGACCGCACAGCAGCCUGGCUUUUGAAUAUGAAUGUGCAGUAUUUAGACCAUGAGGGGAUGGAGCCCAAUUCAUCACUAAGAAACAGAGAGGAUCUGACUCAGGUGGAGAAGUACCAGCAGGAGAUUGCAGUGCUGCAGGAGAAACUGCGCGCCUCUGUGCAGAAGCUGGAGGAGUACGAAGCCCGUCUGAAGGGUCAGGACGACCAGGCCCAGAAGGUCCUGCUGGAGUACCAGGCCAGGCUGGAGGAGUCAGAGGAGCGUCUGCGCAGGCAGCAGGACGACAAGGACCUCCAGAUGAAGAGCAUCAUCAGCCGGUUAAUGUCGGUGGAAGAGGAGCUGAAGAAGGACCACUCUGACAUGCAAGCAGUCGUGGACUCUAAACAGAAGAUCAUUGAUGCGCAGGAGAAGCGCAUAGCGUCGCUGGAUGCCGCUAACGCUCGUCUCAUGAGCGCGCUCAGCCAGCUGAAGGAGCGCUACAGCAUGCAGACCCGCAACGGCAUCUCCCCCACCAACCCCACCAAGCUGCAGAUCACCGAGAACGGAGAGUUUCGGAACAGCAGCAACUGCUGAGGCGGCUCGGCGCGCGUCUGAGGCUCCCCGGGCGUUGUACGGCGUAUUCCUCCCCGCCUCGCCCCGCCGGGGUCGACGAGUGCCUGUUUAUAGAUGGACUGUGAGAAUCGUGUGUGUGUGUGUGUGCGUGGGUGUGCGCGUGCGUGUGUGGGUGCGUUUUAGAAAAGCAGUCGGCGUACUUCCGGAAGACAUUUCCACUUUUUCUCAGUUUGGAGACAAAUGUUUGGCACGAGGACGUUUUACGCGAGGGGCCACCCAGAAGGAGUGCAGCUCGGAGCGGAUCGCCAGAUGGCCUUCACCGGGAGGAUGGUGGAAGGAGAGAGGAGGCAGGGCAGAGCCUGUACAUAAAAAACUCUGAGCCGCGGACGAGUCGAGUCGCUGCGAACACCCGAGCGCCCGUCCACGCCUGGGACAAACCACUAUGAAAACCGCACGCAUCGACGAUCCGCUCCUCCUUUCCCUCCCCCGACAGCGAAGUGGGCCCACUUAAAACCGCACGUUGAGGAUUUUCACUUAAGUUUGUCUCCAGAGGUUUACUUUCCAACGCUUUAUCUCAAAGUUUAUGUUUUUAAAGAACCAAAUAUGAGCUAUAAAUAGAUAUUUUUAAAUCCCAAACAAUCUUCUCCACGUCCUUUUUAACUCAGAGGUGUGUUCCUGAGCGUCCCGUCUACCCUGUCGCCCCUCCACCCCUCUCCAACCCCCUCUCCAUGCCCCUCCCACCCAAAGCAGUGCACUUUGUGAAAAGCUAUUGGUACACGAAACGCCUUAAUUAGGGAAUGCACCUCGACUUUAACCCCGCAGCUCCUCCCGAUUCUGCAAAAAAUAAAAAAAUAAAUAAAAAAGCAACCCCAUAAAGGCACAACUUGUACUGUGGAUUUGUAGAGAAUCCGACGUAAAACGAGAUGAGAUGUAUUAUAAACACUAAAGUAAAUGAAUUCUAUGUGAUUGCUAUAUUAAUGAAAUUUAACAUAGAUGUAUGCAUUUUUCUUUCUUCUAGAGUAUACAUACACACAUAUACCUAUAUUUGAUAAUGUCAAAUAUAAAAGCAGCCCUUUAUUUAAGAGGUUUAGUGUUAUUUUUCCUUCUCUGAUGGUGAGAGACUGUAGUGUGUCAGCUUGCUUUUGGAGCCCUGGAAAGGAAGACCACCCUGAGCAGUGAUCAGCACCUCAAAGAGCCUUUGUUGUUCUUUAUGUAAUUCAUGCAAGUGUUAGAAACCCCUCUAUUAUUGUUUUUGUUGUUUCUAGGGUGUUAGAACGAUAAUACUGAGUUUUAAUAUGGAGAUUUCACAGUCUCAUGGUACAAAAACAAAAGUCCAUAAUGCAAUCUGAGUGUGUUUAAAGCCCAAACUCUUCAAAGAUUACUUCAAAUAUACUACUGCUAAAAUAUACCAUACUGAUUAUUAUUGUAAAGUAUUUUUACUCAUUUGACAGAACAAAUAUGCUGCUUGUGACUUGUUGAUAAUGGACGGAGCUCCAUUAGUUUUCACACCAUAUCUGUUCAUGUUGUCACAGUUGAAUAUAUGUCCAAACAGUAUGGUUUUUAAUUAUUAGUUUAGAAACACCAGAUAUUUUGCGAUUUGCGAAACACUAAGAAAAUUCCACUAUUCGGGCUCCAUUCUGGUGUUUUUUUUACCAGAACUUAAAACCCUUGGAUGAGUUUUUGCUGUUUUGAAACCUUAAUAUAUAUUUUUUUUUAAAUCUGGUGUCCAAAUCUCACAAUAUAAUAAGGUUGAGGGAAAAAACAAAAUACACACUGGGAAAUUUUAAAAUGCUAACAUUUAAAAAUGUUUUCUUGCCUUGUCAAAAGUAGAGGUAGCAUAGGUGAAUUUUUAUUUAUUUUUUUGUAUUUGAACCCAAACGCUGGCUUAUGUAUAGAACGAGCACAAUCAAUACGUAGUAGUUGGUUUUUUUUUGUGUUUUUUUUUUUUUUUUUUUUUUUCUGGUGCUCCUCACUGCUCCAUCAACAACACAUCAUUAAUUGUUAUGGGGAUGUUGGUCGAUUCUCUCUAGUUGCGCAGGAGCUAUAGAGCGAAGCGUCUCGAUGCUCUCGCUCAUAAUAUACACUGGACUGGCAGAGCCGUUUGUUUGUCAUUGACCUCCAUUCAGUCAAUUUUCUCUCUCACCGCUUUAUUGGUCCGCUGAAAUGAAGUAUGCUGCAUCCAAACUGUGACUCCAUCGAUCCUCCUUGGCAUUAGCGUUCUCUCUCGCCUGCCCCUUUUUCUUGCUUCCUGCCUGACCUCAUCUUUUUUUUUUUGUUGUUGUUGUUUUUUGCCUCUGAAUGUAUAGACAGCGUUGUAAAGUCUCGUGUUGUAACUCACUGUCAGCUCACUCUCAUCUGCUUUUUAGCUUUUUUUGUAAUCAUUUCACAUGCAAAAGUCUCAAUACAUCGACAGCCAGUCGUAGCAUCUACACCCAUCAGUUUCAUUUAGACGCCGGUUGGUCAGUGAGGAUGGCUGCUCUUAUACAUAUAUAUAAAUAAAUAUAUAUAUAAUACAAUACAAUAUAAUUAUUGACUGCAUCGUGAGAUGGGAGAUCAUGGGAUUGUGUAAAUAAAAAAUGCCCACACUAUUUUUACCUGAUGUUAACAGAGCUUUUUGUAAAUGUUUUUGGGUUUUUUUGUGCUCCGACUCUGCUGUACCAUUAUUGAUAUUGUAAAUAUAGAAGAUAGCCCAGUCAGUCAUCUGUCCUCAUCGGGCAGAGCUAUACAAAUCAGUUAAUCUGCCAGUGUUCUCUCUGUUGAAAAGCUUUUGUGUUUGUAUUUUACCGUGUACUAUCUCUAGCCAAAAACAGGAAAAAAAAAGAAAAAAAGAAGAACUGAUCACGUAGGGGUUUGACUCUUGAGAUGUAUGCCUUGCUGGUUUCAAGCCAACUUGAGUCCGAUGAGCUGCGCAAGCACAAUCCUGUAAAUCUCAUCAGUCUCACUCAAUGCACUUUUACAUUUAGUGGUUGGUUUCUAUUUAACUUUUUUUUUCUUUUUUUUUUACGCAAAACCCAGUUUCAGGCAUUUCAAGGUUCCUAAGUAACUAAAGGUUAAAUACCAGACAUUUCACACCUGCAUACUACACGGCUCUCUGAAGCUGUUUGUCUGCACAGAUUAAAGCAAGACUAUGAUUCAUUUGUCAAAUUCUUUAUUUUUAAAUGAUAGUACAUGAUAGCUACAUGUACUGACCAAAUUGGCUCAACAAACCUCUGUUUACAUGCAGUCUAAGUUUACAAGUAACUUUUGUGUCCUAGCAAUUUCAUUACACCUUUGUGCAGCUAAAUGUCUAACUUAAUAUUUUUUGUUUUUUUUUACAAGUAAUGCACAUUUAGGUCAUAUGAAUGUGUACUAGAUGUGUUUCUUAACUCUCAUUUUAAAAAAUAAGUUUUUUUGGCAUGUGGUUAAGCAGUAAAGCAUUUUAUAGUUGGCUAAUUCUAGCAAAACAGAGUUACUGAAUAAGUUCAAUUUCAACUCUAUGAUAACAAUGAUAAAGCCAGAAAAGCACUAAAUAGGAUUAGACUUUUUUUCUUUCUUUUACAAAUUAAAACUUGUAAUCAUUGUAACUUAUUGAAAUAACCCUGAAAUGUACUUAUCAUGCACUUUAUAGCCACUGUUUGACUAAUUGCUAAAUCACCCCGAUAUUUAGCGAUUUGUGAAACUGGGCGAAUUUGCAAAGAUGGUUGACUGUUGACAUUAGCAAUUUGAUGCUAUUUUAGCUGCUGCUUAACUAAAUGUUGAAAUAGUACGUGCUCCAAAUAAGCUCAAGAGUUUCGGUCAACACUGUAGCCCAAUGCUAACUCUUACUUAGAUACAUUUUAGCCAAUAAUAUGUUCCUAAGAAGUUUGUGCAUCAUACAUUUUUCAGAUUUUAUUUCAGUAAAGCUGCUUUUCACAAAUUCUGCCAUAUUUGACUUUUGCUUUGUUCCAUAAACAUUUUAGUAUUUGUGCUUGGUUAACUUUUUAUUAUUGGCAUAGAGCCAGUUGAGUGUCUUGUAGCUACAAUUAUGAAAUUAUAAUAGUAGCUUUACUGUCUUACUUACAAUCUAAAUGCUAAAUAAGUCAAAUCUAUUAUGCCCAGAAGCAGAUUAUCAUAACUCCAGUCAUAGUCUUGCUUUAAGAUCUCAAAGAUUAAAAUGCAUCCUAAUAAUUAUGUUAUGUUUUUUCAAUCAGUACUUUCACUAACAUCAAACAGGCACCAGUCAUCAACUUUUGGUUUCCCAUUUCAUGAAUCGGAUAAAACAAAAGCUCAUUCUUGACAUAGUUCGACCAAUCAAACAAAGGAUUAAAUGAAAUAUAAAGCUAUAAGUAAAAGAUGUAUGUUUUCUAUUCUAUUGUAGAAAAAAAAAUACUUUUGUAAUUCUGUUGAAAGUAUAAAGUAUUUGCUGGAUUCUGCUUCCUUUGAUGAUGGUGACAAAACAAUAAUGUACAGAAGAACUCGUGUUGACAAAACGUGGCUGUGCAAUUUAUGUACAUUUGCAACUAGACCUAUUAAAGUUUUAUUUAGCUAUUUUAAACUCUCCUCUGUGUGCAUCUCUGCUGCACAGCCUCGGCGGUGCAGUUCUCUGUGACGUUUUAAACCGUGGAGGCUAAAUGACUGCCUGUGCGAUAGAUCACGUGUUCAUCAAAUGCUCAAGGAGACCCAGAUUGAUUAUAGGCAUCUAGAGAGAACAUAUGCUCAGAGUGGGGAUCCAAAGGCAGAGCGAAGGAUAUGAUGGAGACAUGAAUGAGUGGGUUUGAGCACUGCCUAUUUUUCACAGCUAGCAUGACCUACAUACUGCCUGAUUGUUAUUCCCCACACUUGGUAGGAAAAAUCCAGACAUGUGAAAGUGAAAAAAGGGGGGGGGGACUUUGGAAACCUUUAAAUUGACAUGAAAUCCUCAAAAAGACAGAUGGAUUAUGAUCGUGUGUCGUGGCAGAAAAGCCGUGUAAUGUUUUAUUGCUGUAACUGGCGCAUGUGUAUCUUUAACCAUAUGUAUUUUAAAGUGAAGAUCUGAUGUUGGUAAUUACUCCCUGUGAGGCGAACUUGCUUCUUUACCCAAAACUAAACAAGUUUCCUGCAUCCAAGACAAAUUUAGGCUGCCAGACAUAUUAACAUAAGCACUACUCUUAAAUGUUUCAAUAAUUAAAAGCAUGAAACAUUGAGGUGUAGAGGCUCGUACUUCUUUUUCCUCCAGGAUCCUAAAAAAUGUUUUUGUUUUUUUAAAUUAAGAAGAAGAAAUUAAAACAAUGGUCUAGACUGGGCACGUUUUCUAAGGGAUGAAAGGUAGAACAUAACUCUGCCCGAUGACUGUCACACAUUUGUUGGACCACUGAACGACAACAACAACAAACGCGCUGUGAUGAAUACAGACACCGGAGCUCCGGCGUCAGCUGGGACUGCCAGCCUCCACAACAGAAGGUCGAGGAAACACGGGCAGAUGGUUGUGCUGUGAAACAUAUCGAAGAUCUUUAAAACACAUAAAAAUGAGCCGCUGCCGAUUCAUCCGUCAGCCUCCUUGAGGACGGAGACGUAAAUAGCACUGUGGUGUCAACAAUAGAGGUUGCCGGUAUAAAAGCAAUAGAAAAUUAAAGCUGCAUGCGGCCUCAAACGGCCCUCAAAGCUCAGCGCCGCCUCGGCCUAAUGGCGACUGCGGGAGUUCCAGCACCGCCGCCCGCUCACCAUCGCUGUACAUCUCUGCAGCUCCUCCAGAGUAACCACAGGUCACUUGUAAUUUCUAUCUCAUGAGUUUUUUUUUUUUUAAUUAAGUAAUUUAGUUAGUUUUAGUGUUCUUCUAACUUCAACAUUAAUUAACCUAUGCAAUAUUGUGUAAAGCAGUUUGACUAAAAUAUGGAUGCGAGAUUGAUUUAUCAAUAAACAUUUUAUUAGUCCUUCCUGGCUUCUUCUCUAAUGCUAUUCUUAGGAUUUAGGCUUUGGUUGAAUAAAUAGAAAUAUGUGAGUAUAUUUUUUAAUAACAGAAAAUGUUAAUCCUUGCUGUCAUUUUUAGGGAAUUACUGAGUUAAUGACAAACAUUGAAGUUUGAUGGAUGCAAUAAAACAAAAUGUGGGACAGUUAGAGCUCUGUGGAAGCACUGUGUUUGCCAACCUUCAGUUGCUUGGAAAUUUCUGGAACAAAACAAAACAGAGACCACACCUUUAGCUCCAUCAGAAUGUUUUAUUCGUGUUUUCCAGUGUUGUAAGUACAUCUCGUUCACAGUUGACACUGCAGGCAACCUUAUUCCUCUACUUCAAAUGGUGGUAACCACCACACUGCUGUAAGUAAGUAUGCAAGACCUAGAUUAGUAUUCAUAGCAAAAAGAAAACAAAAACUUUUAGGUUAAUCCACUUUGUGUUUUCACAGCUGCCCACACUGCAGAUAGUUAAUUCUUCGCUUGCAUGUGACAAAUCCAUUCUUAAUAAUGGUGCAAAAGGUGAGAAAAAAAACACGUUGCAAUGUUUUGAUAUAAAAGUGACAUUUAAACUUGUCAUCCAUCAUGCUAUCCUGUGUAACUUUUGGUGCGCAAACGUUCUCCACGUCUCCUUCAGGAGACUAUAUGGUGUGUUUUUUAUUUAUUUAUUUAUUUAUUUUUUAAAGUCAUGCAGUCAUGUUUUAUUUUUGAAAUAUUAACGCCCUGUGGCAGCUACGUCACUAAAAAGUAAUCAACCUAAAAAGUCACCGACGGGGAGGUCUGAGGCUGCCGACAGGAAUAGCUUGCUGAACCGAAAGAGGAUAAGUGAAUGCUUAUUCACUUAACUCGUCACUAAUGGGCUCAUGGAGGACUAACAGCUGAGCCACUUGCUGUCAGGAGAUUUUUUUUUUUUCACUACUGAGCUGAACUCAAAUAAAUACAUUACAGAGCAUAAACACGCACUCGUCCGCAACGUGCGCGGCGCGCAGAAGCCCUGGCGGCGUUUCGUCAACCUCUGUGCAAACACACGUGCACAUAGCUGCUGCGCAAAUUCAUUAAAUACAGGUGCGUCUCAAUAACUCAGAGUAUGACUGAAGAUACUUUGAGUAUUUCGAACUUGAUUAGUUCGAUCAUCCUGGCUCAUAGCUAAUGAGAACUCAAAUUCAGUUUGUCAGAAAAUUAAGAGUAUUACAAAUGACCAAUUAAAAAAACAAACAAACAAAAAAAAACUAAGGAUAGAUAGAUAGAUAGAUGGAGAGACAGAGAGAAUGAAAAAAAAAUCCUACAUUAAUCCCAUGUGCCAUUUGAAGCAUUUGGAAGGAUUGUGGCAAAUCCUUUCACUGAGAAAUUAAGAUCUUAUAGUAAAAAAUGUAUAACCAUAUAGUAUUCAUCUUAUAGUAGUCUAAUUUUUUCACUUUUUUUUUUUUUUUAAACAGAAUCAGAAACAUCCAGUGACUCAAAAGCAGACUCGGGUGACCCGUGUUUCUCUUUUUUUUUUUCUUUGAAGAAAAAGUGAGCCAUGACACACUCCUGUUGCUGAAAAUAGAUUAAAACUCAAAAUAUCUCAAAAUAUGCCUCUUGUGUAAAAUAGGCAAAAUUCCUAGACUAAUUUUGUUUUUCGAAUGAUUCAUAAAUCCCAAUCAAUGUUUGAAGUUAGAAAUAGCACAUUUUGACUUUGGUUUUUCUGUUUUUGUGGCCCACAACACUUUGAACUUGGUGAUUUUUCGACACUUCUGACAAAAAGGGUCUGGCUCUAUCUAAGUAUAUUAACACGGAAAGUUCAGUGGGAGGAAAAAGUGCUAAAGCAACAGGGAGGUUGUUAAGCAAAGCCCAGAGGGGUUGAGGUUACUGAUGCAAACGGAAUCAUGAAAUAAUUGAAUACAUGUACUGUACAGUAAAUGUUUAGCUGAAGUAGCUAGUUCAAUACAAUUUAUUUCCUGACAAACUUCAUUUUGGGUUAUUGUUAGGUACAUGAUAUUUCAGAGUUAAGUUACUGGAAAACAAAAAGAAAUAUCAAUUUUAAAUAUCAUGAUGCAAGUGGAUAAUACACAGAAUGCUCCCUUACACUCACUUGUUUAUGUGUGAUCUGUGUGAAUUAACGUACAUAAAAAUAUCUACUAUGAUCGCUGGGGAAAAAAAAAAAAAACAUACAAAAAUCCCCCCAAAAAAACCCUAUGAAGGUUUUAUUGGAGACGUAGUCAGACAGAAGAGAAGGGAAGCCAGUAGCUGCCCUUUAGAAUCAAACGGUACAUAAAAAGCAGCCACAUCCUCCUCCUGACAGGACCACACUGCUAACGUGUGAUCCCACAAGAAGGGGAGGAAGGAAUCCACCAGCCUCCAUUACCAUUUCAGUGCCUUCCCCCCUCGGCUCCGAGGCCAUCUUCAUCCUCAAAGGGG